CUCAGGAGUAAAUACUUUCACUUUUUUAAUGUGUAAGAGGUAAUAGGUUGCCUGAUUAGUUUAAGUGUGAAGUCGACAUGAGUAUAGUUCAGGGUGAAAACUAUGUAUUUUGCUUAGCCGUAAAAUUUCAGAUCUGUCUCAAUUGAUGCUAAUACGUAUAAUUAAAUGAAGUAACGCAUUUUACGUAAUUAAUUUAUUUACGUAAUGUAUGUUUGAAAAAACAUGCAAAAGUGUUUAAAAAAAAAUGAGUUGAAAGUACCUUAUAUGAACGCUUUAUUACGUGUUCAAAUGCUUAAUUGAAACAUGACAUAAUUCGAUCAUCUGAAUAAAAUUUACUCAAAAGGGCCGUGCUACCAGUGUAUUCGACCAAAAAAGAACGUCGUAGACAAGGAAAGAUACAAACUAUCAAUACUUGCAUGCCCACUAUAUAUGUUAGUGGAGAAUGGAGUGUAGGUAUGAAAGAGAACAGACCACUAUGCUGAAUAGUCCCCAAAAGGAAAGGAAAUAAAAAGCAUAUAUAGGAAACAAAAAGAUACCAAAACAACACAAAAGUAUUGAGAACCUUUGGGAAAAAGUAUAGUUGAUGCUAGGAUAAAUAGUGUCACUACUCCAUUGCUAUUCAACCCUCACAUUUCACAAAUUAAGUUGGUGUUGCAAAAGAAGACAACCAACCUAGAAAGGAAGAGUUAAAAAAUAGAAAGAGUAGAACAAGUGGAAGGGGCACACAAAGCCAUCAAAGUAAAGGAUAAACAACUACUUCUUCAACAAUAAUAUCAAGCUAUGCAGUCACGAAGCAGCACAGAUGCAUAUAAUAUGUAUGGAGCUGGAAAUAUGUCAGGAUUAAUAUUCCAAGAGAACUCUCCAUGGAGUCUCCCACAAAGCUUUAAUACACUUGAUGAUCCAUUUCUUUUUCCACCAUCACAUUAUGAAGGUUUAUUCAACAGAAUUAGACCACCAAGUACUCUACAAUUUCCAUGUUCAUCAACACCUUUUGGCCUCCAAGAUGAGGUGCAGAAAAUGAGUGCACAAGAAAUAAUGGAUGCAAAGGCACUUGCUGCCUCCAAAAGCCACAGUGAAGCUGAAAGGAGACGUAGAGAAAGAAUCAAUAAUCAUCUUGCUAAACUCCGUAGCCUUCUUCCCAGCACUACAAAAACAGAUAAAGCAUCACUAUUAGCUGAGGUGAUACAACAUGUGAAGGAGCUCAAGAGACAAACCUCACAAAUAUCCGAGACAAAUACAGUAAUCCCAACUGAGAUAAACGAGUUAACAGUUGAGUAUUAUAAUGCAUCUGAUGAAGAAGGAAAUUUUGUGAUUAAAGCUUCAUUGUGCUGUGAAGAUAGGUCUGAUCUUUUACCUGACCUAAUCAAGACCUUGAAAUCUCUAAGGUUAAAAACACUAAAGGCUGAAAUAACUACACUUGGUGGACGAGUGAAAAAUGUGUUGUUCAUAACUAGAGAUCAAGAAGACACGUGGAGGAAUGAUAAUGAGGAUGAUCAAUUGCAAUAUACUCUAAGUUCAAUUCAAGAAGCACUUAAAGCAGUGAUGGAGAAAUCUAGUGAGAUUGAUUCUGGUUCAGGGAAUGUUAAGAGACAAAGAACUAGUAAUAACAUUAACAUAUUUGAAAAUAGAUCUCUCUAGGGGGAUAUAUACUUUGUAGUUUUUGACUUGGUAUGUAGUCUAAUUUCCUUUUUUUUUUUAAAAAAAAAAAAAAGAAAAAACUAAAUUCUUGUUCCAGUAAGUAUGUGCUAUUUUGGGUGUGUAUCGAAUUUUAAAGUUGUUUUUAACCUCUAAAAACAGCAUAAUAUAUAAAUUGAAUUUCUCCCCAUUUGUCAUCUUCAAAAUUAAAAACUUGGCGAAAGUGUGAGAGAGAAGUCGCCCCUUUGGAAUAGAACUUCAAUUCCGAGCUCACAGAAUUUGCUAUGCGUCUUUAAGAAAUUUAAUUCAUCCACAAUAUUUGAGGUAUUGAAUUAUUUCUCCCAAGAUGGAAUAUAAUUUACCUUUGUUGGAAUAGCGGUGUACUUCAACUUCCAGCAAACUUUGGACACCAAGACUGGAGUAAAUCACAUGAACACUCUAUUUCUUUGUAAGAAUAAUCUAAAGAAGAGACUCUAGGAAGGGUUCCUUUAAGUCUACAAGGGGCAUCAAAUAGGGUGAUCCACUAUCUCCCUCUGUAUUUGUUGUUGGUGCUGAACUUCUAUCAAGACUAAUGAACAACUCACAGGAUGAUCACUCCAUUCCAUAAUCUGUUGAUUCUAAAGGUCCCAUUAUCACCCAUAUUUACUAUGCAAGUCAUGCUGUUUUAUUUUCUUCUGGAGAUCCUUUAUCAUUGAAAAAAAUGAUAACCAAGCUAGAACUUUAUGAACAUACCACUGGACAGAAGAUUAAAAGGAGUAAGUCUGGCCUGUAUGUUUCCUCUAACUUCUCAAAUCACCAAGUAAGGGAAGCUUGCACUAUUACUGGCUUUAAUCAUCAGCAAUUC
This is a messenger RNA of Lycium barbarum (goji berry), 2479 nucleotides long. RefSeq names its product transcription factor bHLH30-like. Lineage: Eukaryota; Viridiplantae; Streptophyta; Magnoliopsida; Solanales; Solanaceae. The record is from RefSeq and is a predicted model, not a curated record. Gene Ontology annotation, biological process: regulation of DNA-templated transcription. Gene Ontology annotation, molecular function: DNA-binding transcription factor activity; protein dimerization activity. The transcript has 3 exons. The coding region runs from base 781 to 1638 and encodes 285 amino acids.